AUGGAGAACGAAGGAUGUAAAAUGGAUCGAGAACUCCUAAUAGAUUUGAUUAAGCUAUUUAAGGUUGUUAGCUUUCAUCACUUGACUCGAGAUAAAAACUGUUUCGCUGAUGCUUUAGCCACUUUAGCAGCAAUGAUCCAACUUGAUUGUGGAGUCCAUGUCCAACCCAUUCAAGUAGAAGCUAGAAGCUUUCCAACAUACUGUCUGAAUGUUGAAGAAGGUCAAGAAGAAUAUCCUUGGUUUCAGGAUAUUAAGGACUAUAUCACUAAGAGAUCAUACCCAACUGGAAUGAUUGAGAAUGAAAAGAAAACCCUUCAUCGUUUGGCUAUGACAUUCUUUAUCAGUAAAGAUGUUCUAUACAAGAGGGGUUAUGAUGGUACCUUACUUCGCUGUAAAAUAUUACCUAACCAAGAAGAUAAUAGAGGCAAAUGGGCUCCAACCUAUGAGGGACCCUAUGUUGUUAAACAUGCCUUUUCUGGAGGAGCACUGAUCCUAGCUGACAUGGACGGUCAAGAGUUAGCAAAGCCUAUUAAUGUGGAUGCUGUCAAGCGUUACUUUGCUUAA
Molecule: messenger RNA, 564 nt
Organism: Prosopis cineraria
Lineage: Eukaryota; Viridiplantae; Streptophyta; Magnoliopsida; Fabales; Fabaceae
Exons: 2
Coding region: 1-564 (187 amino acids)
Source: RefSeq, a predicted model, not a curated record